This is a messenger RNA of Musa acuminata AAA Group (dessert banana), 1675 nucleotides long. RefSeq lists its product as uncharacterized. The transcript has 2 exons. Bases 572 to 1675 code for a protein of 367 amino acids. The record is from RefSeq and is a predicted model, not a curated record. NCBI's taxonomy places the organism in Eukaryota, Viridiplantae, Streptophyta, Magnoliopsida, Zingiberales, Musaceae.
AUGCACGCACCGGCCGUUACGGCUAGUAAUAUCGGUUCGUAUGUUGAUCGUUGCGAACCGGUAGAAGAGCACAGCGGAAGACCCGUUCCCGUCCCCCGACAACUCUGUCCUCCACCACCACCAGCCACAGCGGAGGAUGAGGAGGAGGAGGAGAAGAAGAGAGAGAAAGGACGAGUGAGAUGGUGUACGUCUCUUGCCCGCACGAUUUAAAACGACAGCGAAGAGAAGAAAGAAGACGACGGCACGGAGAAGCACUUGGAUUAAUCGUUCGACGACGAUCCCCCAGGAGGCCACACUCUCGACAUCUCAUCCCCUCCCUCAGUCGAUCGGAUUUUUUGGCUGCUCUCUUGGUCUCGGAGGAAAACAAUGCGACGCCUGCUCUAUCGAUGUUGGCGGUCUUCGCCCGCGGACUGAGUCGGCAAAGAUGCAAUCUUGUUUGAUGCAGGCUUCUUCAUCGCCGGAUCUCGAGCUCGAUCGCUGGGCUUUUGUCGUAGAUUGUACUCUGUGUCUGCUGGAAAUCGACUUUAGGUUUAAUCUUUUCGGGGUUUUCCGGUAAAAAUCUGAUCUUGGAAUGGAAGGAAGGGAGCUGCCGCGCAGCAUGAUGAUGUCGGAGCAGCUGUCCAACGUUGAUUCUUCCGAUUCCCGAGACCACGUCAAGGUUCGGGAGGAGGACGAGACCGACCAAUCUUGCCGCCAGAGCAGCGAUUCGGUGGCUAUCACGUGCGAGAAGAGGGAAAGCUCCACGGCCUCAGGCGGCGUCCGCGGCGGCGGAAGGAGGCUGUUCGACGUCAUCCAGCAGGUGCGCGAGGCGAAUGCGGCCGCCGCGGCCGGGAAUUCCUCCGGCAGCGGCUCCAAAUGGAAGUCGUUAAGGGACCGCAUCCGCCGCGCCGGCGCAGCCUGGGCAGCGGCGUCCUCGGCCCAGCCUCACCCCAUUUCGGACCCCGAGCUCGUUGUCCCCUCCCGCCGCAGCCCCUUCCUCGGCCGUUCUGUCUCCCGCUCGGUCUCCGUGAGGAACCCGUACCCGAUCUCCGACCCCGAGCUCGUCGUCUCCUCCCGAUCCAACCCCGUCCGCGACCGCUCUGUUUCUCUCUCCGUCUCCGUUCGGAACUCCGAGCCUCCCGUCCCAGAACCCACGGUCAUGGCGGCGGCCUCGGAGAAAGCGGCCGCGGUCAGCAGCGCAGGAGGAAACACAGAGUUCGGCGGCGGCCAAAAGUACGUUCCUGGCGGUACCUACGAUUCGUCGCCGCUGGCCGCCGCGCGAGCGGAGGAGGAGGAGGAGGAGGAGGAAGAGGAGGAGGAGGAUGAUGAUGAUGAGGAGGAUGAUGAUGAGGAGAAGGGGGACGGGGAGGGAGAUGGAGGGGAGCAGCCGGCUAGGAUGUCAUUAAUGGCGUUACUGGACAUGCAAUGGGGCGGAAGCGGAAAGGAAGGGUUAGAGGCGGAGGAGGAGGAGGAGGAAGACGAGGAGGAAGAAGAGGAAGUGGCGGAGGAGGAGGGGGAGGGGGCCGGAGAUGGGAUGUUGUACGUGUGCUGCGUGUGCAUGGUGCGUCACAAGGGGGCGGCGUUCAUCCCCUGCGGCCACACCUUCUGCCGCCUCUGCUCCCGUGAGCUGUGGGUCAGCCGCGGCAACUGCCCCCUCUGCAAUGGCUACAUCCUCGAGAUCCUCGACAUCUUUUAG